Messenger RNA from Symbiodinium necroappetens, 1224 nucleotides. The record is from the annotation of a GenBank genome assembly. NCBI's taxonomy places the organism in Eukaryota, Dinophyceae, Suessiales, Symbiodiniaceae.
GAACUCCGAGCAGAGAUCCAUCGCCUCUCCUCCCGUUUGGCGGCAUUGGAAGUCCGCUUGGACGAGAAGGGCAAUGCUGCCAGCGCCGUUGUGGUGGAACCAGAACCGACAGCCCCGCCGGCACUGCCAAAGGCAGAGGACGCUGAGAUCGCCGAAGAGAAGCCAGUUCAACUAGCUGAGAGCGCUUGGAACCUUUUUGCCGUUGUGGGGCUCACGGACGCUGGAUGGCUGGACGCGCUAUUUUCGGUUCUGAUCCUGCUUGCGAAUGUUGUUAUGCAGACCUUGUUCAUCAACAUUCUGUUUAACAAAAGCUUCCUUGGAGAUCCGUUUGAGACCAACGUGAAGAACACGAGAAUCUGGCGAACAAGCUUGGCACACUCCUUCAGGUACAUGGACCUGUCGCAGACGAGCCUUGUGACCCGCGUCUGCGAUGAAGACAGCUCCCUCCUCGUUGCCUCCACGCAGGCCAAGUUGCUCUCGGACAUCAACAAGUUCCUGGGAAUACAAAAGACUGCCUUCGAAGCCACCUUCGAUCAGCCAGGUGUCACACUUUGCAUGCUGUGCAUCAUCUUGUGGAAUCUCUGCGUGUAUCGUGAACUUCGAAACAUUUGGCUGAACCUGCAGGCGGUGCUGCAGCUGCCGCGGGCACAAUCUACGGAGCUCCACCAGGGAACCUUCCGAAGUCUCUCCUUCUGGCGGUUUUCCAUCAUCGUGAUGGCCUACAUGCUUCGUGCUGCACUCGCAAUUGCGCUGCUGGUCGGUGGAACGCAGUGGCUGGGGCGCACCACCUCCAUUGUGGACCUGAUCCUGAACGCCGUGGCUCUGAAUGGCAUCUUGGACAUCGACGAGUUCCUCUUCGAGGCGAUGGUGCCCACGAAGAUCCAGUUGGCGAUCCAAAAGCUUCAGCCGAUACAGCUGAAAUACACGAAAGGGAAGAGCCAGGCGGAGUCAGCUUUCAACUUCACGAUGUUGCUCAUAAUGCUCUUGGUGCCUUACCUAGUGCUCAUCGUGCCGCUGACCCAGAGAAUGCUCGAAGUGAAGCGGGAGAUGUGCUUCGGCAUCCAGAACUUCGUCGUCGCCUACAAUUCCGAUGUCGGAAUGGCCUACGGGCUCAUGACCAACGAGAAGCGCUUCGUAAACGCGCUGACCUUGGCCGAGGAGGCCGUGAACGAAUACAAGUUCAAGCUAGACGGGCCCUGGACGCCGGCGCUUCGGAUACUGUGA